AUGUAUCAUUACUCGAGUCCACCCCAGGGGUGGUCGACCUACGACUAUUCGCAGUCGCCGCCAACAUCGCCAUACUACGCUCAGUAUGCCUCUCAGUAUGCCAACGCAUACUCUUCGCCACGAGGUACCUCGCGACGCCACACCCGCAAGGCCAGCUACACGGCCACGACCAAGGAGCCCAGCUGGUCCUCGGCCUACCCGCAGUCCUAUUACGAGGCAGCGCCCGAAUAUGGCAUCCCGUCGCGCAAGCACGAUCAUCAACAGCCCAUCUUUGUCGAUGUGGCUGACGCAUUCGAUACUCCGCGCCACGCCUCGUUCCACGAGAAGCAGUCGCCGCAUGAGCCCCAGCCUCGCCCGACCCGCCAUGGCCGUCCCCCAGCAGCUGCAGCAGCACAACCCCCCCCCCGCCGAAGCGAGAUGGCCCCGGCCAGCAUCGUCGAACCGCGUCGACCUCCUACCGCAAAUCCUCGUCGCUCCCGCGCCCGCCGCCAGUCCACCUCCACCCGUACCCCGUCAAAGCCCAAGCCAGCACCCCCGUCUGCUAAACCGCCACCCGUUGCCACCGAGGAGGACGCCGAGCGCGCCGGUAUCCCAGCCGGCUACUCAACCAAGAACUGGGACCCCACGGAAGCCCCCAUCAUUCUCCUUGGCAGCGUCUUUGAUGCCAACUCGCUCGGCAAGUGGAUCUACGACUGGACUGUCUUUCACCACGGCGCAUCAACCCCCAUGGCCGACGUCGCCGGCGACCUCUGGCUGCUCUUGAUCAAACUCGCCGGCAAGGUCAAACGCGCCGACGAAUGUCUCCCACGAAUUCAAAGCCCCGAGGCGCAGGAUGUGGUUGAAGAUUUCCUCGAAAGCGGCGACCGCCUCUGGAACCGGUUCAAGAAGCUGCUCAAGGCUUGCGAAAUGUUCAUGUGGAAGGCGGCUAAGAAGGAAAGCGGCAAAGGGCAGGUGUCCAUGGGCCGCAAUGCGGGCUGCGAGUUUGUCGACUCGAUUUUCGGCCGUGAUCGUGAGCUUGAGAAUACGGAGAAGCUGAUGAAUAGUAUCCGGUUGUGGAAUAUGCGGUUUGACGCUAAUUGCGAAGAUAUUCUGCGUCGGCCGUCAGCCAAAUAG
Penicillium daleae is the source of this 1113-nucleotide messenger RNA. RefSeq lists its product as uncharacterized. The transcript has 3 exons. The record is from RefSeq and is a predicted model, not a curated record. Bases 1 to 1113 code for a protein of 370 amino acids. NCBI's taxonomy places the organism in Eukaryota, Fungi, Ascomycota, Eurotiomycetes, Eurotiales, Aspergillaceae.